Manacus vitellinus (golden-collared manakin) is the source of this 1012-nucleotide messenger RNA. RefSeq names its product lysophospholipase 2 (gene LYPLA2). The transcript is spliced from 10 exons. Gene Ontology annotation, biological process: protein depalmitoylation. NCBI's taxonomy places the organism in Eukaryota, Metazoa, Chordata, Aves, Passeriformes, Pipridae. Bases 148 to 945 code for a protein of 265 amino acids. The record is from RefSeq and is a predicted model, not a curated record. Gene Ontology annotation, cellular component: cytoplasm. Gene Ontology annotation, molecular function: carboxylic ester hydrolase activity; palmitoyl-(protein) hydrolase activity.
UUUUUGGCAGGGGCUGCUGCUCCUCCUGGCUGGUUGUUUUGCCCCUGGAGUACACACACACACACGAGCACGUGGGCCGCGUGUCUGUGUCAGAUCCGGGGAGCCGGGUUGUUUCCCGGUGUUUUUAUUGGAGCCGGGAAGCGGCUGAUGAGCAGUCGGGCGGACGAGUCAGGCAGGUCUUUGGCCCGGGCUGGGAGAGGAGGAGGCUGUUUCCCUUGGGUGCCAGUGUCGAGUCCCUCUCGGUGUAUGUGUGGUAACAACAUGUCUGUCCCCCUCCUCGCCGACGCCGUGACCGUCUCAGGGGCAGAGCGGGAGACCGCCGCGGUCAUUUUCCUACAUGGCCUUGGAGACACGGGGCACAGCUGGGCCGACGCUCUCUCCUCCAUCCGCCUCCCCUACGUGAAAUACAUUUGCCCUCACGCGCCCCGGAUCCCAGUGACCCUCAACAUGAAGAUGGUCAUGCCCUCCUGGUUUGACCUCAUGGGAUUGACUCCGGACGCACCUGAGGAUGAAGCUGGGAUCAAGAAAGCUGCAGAAAACAUUAAAGCAAUUAUUGAGCAUGAGAUGAAGAACGGGAUCCCCGCCAACCGCAUCAUCCUGGGGGGCUUCUCACAGGGCGGUGCCUUGUCGCUGUACACGGCUCUCACCUGCCAGCACCAGCUGGCUGGAAUUGUGGCACUCAGCUGCUGGCUCCCUCUCCACAAGGCCUUCCCACAGGCGGCGAACAACGGCGUGAACAAGGACAUUGCCAUCCUGCAGUGCCACGGGGAGAUGGAUCCCAUGAUCCCCGUCCGCUUCGGGGCCCUCACUGCCGAGAAGCUGAAAUCUGUCGUCACCCCCACCAAGGUCCAGUUCAAAACCUACCCUGGCGUGAUGCACAGUUCCUGUCCUCAGGAGAUGAUGGCGGUGAAGGAGUUCAUCGAGAAGCUGCUGCCGCGGAUCUGAGCGGAGCCGCUCGGGACUGUCGCAGGGGAGGGUGCCGAGGUCACAGCCGCCCAUCUGCCCCCCGUGA